This is a messenger RNA of Diaporthe batatas, 1440 nucleotides long. RefSeq lists its product as uncharacterized. The record is from RefSeq and is a predicted model, not a curated record. The coding region runs from base 1 to 1440 and encodes 479 amino acids. Gene Ontology annotation, molecular function: aldehyde dehydrogenase (NAD+) activity. The transcript is spliced from 4 exons. Lineage: Eukaryota; Fungi; Ascomycota; Sordariomycetes; Diaporthales; Diaporthaceae.
AUGGCCGACUACAAAAUCCAGUUCACGACUUUCCAAAAUGUCAUAAACAACGAGCUCAAGUCGACCUCGGAGGUCAGACAUGGCGUGGACCCCAGCACGGAAGAGAACCUCCCUGACCUGCCUGUCUCCGGCCAGGAGGAGGUCGACCAGGCUGUGUCAUUCGCCAGAGAGGCCUUCCCGGCGUGGCGUUCCAAGUCAUGGGAUGAGCGUGGCGCGUGCGUCCAGAAGCUGGCAGACGCGAUUGAGGCCAACCAUGAUGAGAUCCGUGACCUCCUGGUGAACGAGUCCGGCAAAGCCUUCAACACGGCUAACAUGGAGAUGCAAUUCGCCAUCGGGCACCUCCGCGUGACGGCUGGGCUCCGGAUACCUGACGAGACCGUUGAGGACACGGCUGAGCGCACUGCAAUCGUUCGGUAUCGCCCUCUCGGUGUUGGCUGCGCCAUUGUCCCCUGGAAUUGGCCGCUGCUGCUCGGUGUGGGCAAGAUCGGUCCUGGUGUUAUGGCUGGAAACACCGUCAUUGUAAAGCCCUCGCCUUACGCCCCGUACACUCUGAUCAAGGUCUGCGAGCUCGCCUCAAAGAUCUUCCCUCCUGGUGUCAUCCAGGUCCUUAGUGGUGAUGAGAGCCUGGGCCCUCUUCUGACUCUGCACCCUGGGAUCAACAAGGUUAGCUUCACUGGAAGCACUGCCACUGGCAAAAAGGUUGCGGAAGCCUGCGCCAAGACUGUGAAGAGGCUCACACUGGAGCUGGGUGGGAAUGACGCUGCUAUCGUGUGCGACGACGCCGACCUCGCCAAAGUUGUGCCAAAGGUCAGCACACUCGCUCUCAUCAGCUCCGGGCAGAUCUGCAUGAACGUGAAGCGAAUCUACGUCCACGAGAAGAUAUAUGACGACUUCUUGAAGGCCAUGGUUGACUUCGUCCGCAACAACAUGAAGCCCGGUCCGGCAGCAGACCCCAACACUGGUGUCGGCCCAGUGCAAAAUAGCAUGCAAUAUGCCAAGGUCUUGAACCUGUUUGAGGCAGCCGAGAAGGAAGGAUGGAAGAUUGCGACGGGCGGUCUCAAGGAGAAGAAGGAGGGCAAGGGCUUCAUUCUCCCCCCAACCAUCAUAGAUGACCCGGCCGAGGGCUCCCGCAUCGAGGCCGAGGAGCCCUUCGGACCCAUCCUGCCCGUCAUGAGGUGGUCUGAUGAAGCCGAGCUAAUCCGCCGCGCCAACGGCUUCGACUCGGGGCUCGGUGCGUCCGUGUGGAGCAGCGAUAUCACCAAGGCAACAAAGAUCGCGGACCAAUUGGAGGCUGGUAGCGUUUGGAUAAAUACCCACUUUGAGGUUGGCCCACACAUGCCUUUUGGUGGGCACAAGCAGGCCGGUCUGGGAAUGGAGUGGGGUGUUGUUGGCCUCAAGGGAUGGUGCAACCCUCAGGCGUUCUGGACGAGGAAGGACUAA